GACUACGAACACCGUUACUGAACAAGAUAACCCAAAUAAUCAAAUUGCGAUUGCCGAAAUAUGCAAUAGCAAGGAGACUAAUGGAAACCAUGUUGACGACACUGAUAACAGUAGUAGCAACAGUGAAACAACCGAUGAUAUUGAUGAUGAUGAUGAUGAUGAUGAUGACGACGACGAUUAUGACGAUGAUAGUGAUAACAUUAACCAAACCUAUCAUCAAAAUACAACAAAUGGAGUUAAUCAUAAUCACGCGAAAUAUGUUGCUGUUAAAGGUAAUAUUAAAAAUGAUGCUGAAAUCGGUGCCUACGGUAUUAUCAAUGAUAAUUUGGCAACCGAACGAAAAAGCACAACAGCAACAGUCAUUAAUAGCAAAAAUGAUAUGACAUCAAUUGCAACAUCGGCGCGAUGCUAUAGCAUUAAACAUCUCUUGGAGGAGCAGCAUUGCAAGUGGCAACAACAGCAGCCACACCAAACAGCAAAUAUUGCAGAUGAUGCACUGCAAGAAUGUUGGGCUUAUGCCGAUAGCUACAAUUUAAAUUCAUUCAGUCAAAUGAAUGGUAUCUGGCCGCUUGGCCAUCCGUUGCCAUUGCCCGACUGGGCUCCUAACAACGAAAACACUAAAGGUGUUUUACAUUUUGAUACGGUUUGGCAGUAUGAAGAUUUGGUGGGUAUUAUUGAAACUAAAUUACAUCGUAUGCUAGAGGAGACACACUAUGAUACAGUACAUCUAUUUGUGGAUUUUUAUAAGGCGUUCAAACAAACACGUCGUUCCGACUUAAGAUCAUUUUUCCAAUUCUACGAUAUACCAAUCAACAGACGUCACCAUAUGUGCGUUUCGCUGGCUAUGGAAAUUACGAUACGUAUUGUAGAGCUAUUUCCUAUAUUGAAACAUUAUUUGUAUAUUGUGUCAUGUGAGGAGCAGGUGGUAUCUUUGAGCGAUUACAUAGAAACUAGUGAGGAAGUUGGUGGUUUGAAUUCAGCGCAUGCUAAUGUUGAAAAGGAGCAUGCAAUGGUAGCAAUGAAAAUAUCAAUUGCCGGUCGCGAAGGUGUUUUAAUACUGGAUCCUGGAUACCACAUUGCUCGCGUUGUAACUGUAAUGGCCGAUCAAAGUUAUCCACAUACAGGUUGGUUUACACAAUCCAAAGAAGCACAUUUACAACGUGACUAUUGCUACAACUACUGUAUGCACAGCCAAAAAUACGUAGAAUGGAUGGAACGAGAAGUACGUGGUGAAGAAACAACGUAUAAGUCAUCACUUGUCUAUGUCGAACAACCGUACGUGACUGCAGUCGAUGUAACCGUACGUCGUAAUUUGGCUUAUAACUUCCGUUCGCUGCUGUCGCGUGAUGCGAAAGGUCGUGUGUUUGCUGGUAUUUAUCUACCGGUAGUACCAAAUUGCACCGAAUCACAUUUCACCAUAUUUUAUGAUGGCCCAAAUGAUCAACGUAUCAAAGUAAAAUUUUUAUUUAACGUCUUUAAAAACUCCAACAAGAUACCAGAUAACGUACAACAGCAUUUGGCAAAAUUAGCACCGCAGUUAAAUAUGAAUCAACGUGAAUUAACUGAGUUAUGCAAAUCUCUAGCUGAAGUCGUGCUUGACCAGGAUUUCGUAACGCAGUUAUUGACGAUUAACGCUGAUAUCGGUAAUAUGUCAGCAGAAAAUUGACAAUUAAAGGAUAAAAAAGUUGAUGCUGCAAUAACAACUAUUGCAAACACUGCAAUUGCUGAAACUGAAACUGAAACAACAACAAUAAAAGCAAUAACAACAUCUGGAACUGCUACAACAACUGCAGCCGCAACCAUUGCUACCAAGGAAGUUUCGGCUUAGGCAUCAACUUGAAUAAUUUUUCGAUAACUCAUAUAAUAUAUUACAUAAUUUAAUUAAAAAUUUCUUUUAAUAUAUAAAAACUAUAUAAGCAAAUAAACACACAUAUAAAUUAGUUGAAGAGUGUAGUAAGUUUUUAAAAUUUCAUUAUAAUUACACGUAUUAUAUCCACAAAUAUAUUACAAAAUUAUUAUAUUAAUUCUCUUAGAACCACACACAACUUGAUUUAAAUCUUUUCAAAAUAUUUUAAUUAUAUUUACAUUAUAUAAAAUGUAUUUAUAAAUUAUUUAUAAAUUCUUUAAAUAUAUUAACUACAGCAACUAUUUUAUUACUUCUUUAAUAUAAUUAAUUAAAAUAUAUUUCUUUCCCUCAAUCCGCUAACCUAUAAAAUUUAUUUCCUUUAAAUAAUGCCACUAAUUAAUUAAAAGAUAUUUCAUUCCCUCAAUCCGCUAACCUAUAAAAUUUAUUUCCAUAAAAUAAUGCCACAAAUUAAUUAAAAUCUAUUUCUUUCCCUCGAUCCGCUAACCUAUAAAAUUUAUUUCCUU
This is a messenger RNA of Teleopsis dalmanni, 2370 nucleotides long. RefSeq lists its product as uncharacterized. The transcript has 3 exons. NCBI's taxonomy places the organism in Eukaryota, Metazoa, Arthropoda, Insecta, Diptera, Diopsidae. The coding region runs from base 380 to 1666 and encodes 428 amino acids. The record is from RefSeq and is a predicted model, not a curated record.